AUGGAGAUGAUCCACGAAAUUUGUUUCAAACCGAGGACACCGGUCAUGGUUGGACCGGCAGCUGAAAUCAUGAUGUUUACUGUCAAGCCGAAAAACAAGACUACUCAGGACCGUGACGUGCCCAUGGUUCAGCCAGGACGGUCGGCCUCCAUGAAAGCUGCCAUCACCAAAAAGACGAGCGUCCGGAUACGGAACUGGGUGAAGAGAUCCAACAGCAGCGGAGAGAUAGUUUCUAGAGGCCCAAACAGUUCGUGGCCAGAGAUCACGCAUCUUGGCGGUGGCCGUGUCAACGACGAGCAAAAUCCCAUCACUGAGCCGAGCCCUAUACCGCGAAGCCGAGCAGUCUGCGGACAGUGGAAGGCGCUUCCAAUUCUCCCUUCUCAAAAGCAGAACGCGGACCUGUCCACUGAAUCUGCAGAUGUUGAAAAGCUGAUGGGAAAGAUCAUGCUGGACAGCCCCUCGCUGCCGACGGGGAGUAAUGACAAAACUGCUACCCAGGCGCUUGAUCCCAGAACCAUACUCCCAAAUACCGUCUAUACAGCCACCCCGGUGACAGGGCUAAGAACGCCGCCACCGACACCAGAUAGUGCAAGCGGUACCACAGCAAUGGCGAUUACCAUCACCAGACCGAUGGGCAGCGAUAGCACCGAGGAACUUCCGGCCCAAAAAUACUCGGUACAUCUCUCUCGCCCGAAAUACAGUCUCCAGGAGCGCAUGUGGCUCCAUCGAAACUACCGUGGCGAAGCACCCUUCCUCGCAGCAUGGGGACUGGACAUUGCUUCUCAGCAGGACCAAGGGGAAGGUGUGAGUAGAGUGAAGGAGUUGAUGCUGGAGUAG
Messenger RNA from Podospora bellae-mahoneyi, 837 nucleotides. RefSeq lists its product as uncharacterized. Bases 1 to 837 code for a protein of 278 amino acids. Lineage: Eukaryota; Fungi; Ascomycota; Sordariomycetes; Sordariales; Podosporaceae. The transcript has 3 exons. The record is from RefSeq and is a predicted model, not a curated record.